ACUUUUUGGGUUAUUGAUUCCAGGCUUAUGGUGCUGAAAAUCAGUUCAAAAUUUGAAUUGAGACGAUUUUGCCGUACAACGGGUGCUGUUGCUAUGUUGAAGCUUUGCCAGCCUAACCCAGAUGAUCUGGGAUAUGUUGACUCUGUCUCGGUUGAGGAAAUUGCUGGUGUUAGGGUCACUGUUGUGAAGAAUGAAGAAGGUGGUAAUUCUGUAUCUACUGUACUUCUACGAGGGAGUACUGACAGUAUAUUAGAUGACCUGGAAAGAGCAGUUGAUGACGGAGUGAACACUUACAAGGCAAUGUGUAAGGAUAGCCGCAUUGUUCCUGGAGCGGCAGCUACUGAAAUUGAGUUAGCUAAGAGAGUAAAGGAAUUCUCUUUUACAGAAACAGGGUAA
Molecule: messenger RNA, 396 nt
Organism: Prunus avium (sweet cherry)
Lineage: Eukaryota; Viridiplantae; Streptophyta; Magnoliopsida; Rosales; Rosaceae
Source: RefSeq, a predicted model, not a curated record